This is a messenger RNA of Diaporthe amygdali, 1500 nucleotides long. Its product is annotated as squalene monooxygenase. The transcript has a single exon. The record is from RefSeq and is a predicted model, not a curated record. Gene Ontology annotation, biological process: ergosterol biosynthetic process. Gene Ontology annotation, cellular component: membrane; endoplasmic reticulum. Lineage: Eukaryota; Fungi; Ascomycota; Sordariomycetes; Diaporthales; Diaporthaceae. Bases 1 to 1500 code for a protein of 499 amino acids. Gene Ontology annotation, molecular function: squalene monooxygenase activity; flavin adenine dinucleotide binding.
AUGGCGACAACACUUGAAGUUGAAGCAGCCUCCCUGCAAAAGGAGCGUCGUCAACGCUUCCACGAGGCCGACGUCGUGGUUGUUGGCGCCGGCGUCUUCGGCUGCGCCGUUGCUUUCGCUCUCGCCAACCAGGGGCGGAGCGUCAUCCUCCUCGAGCGAUGGAUGCACGAGCCGGAUAGGAUAGUCGGCGAGCUGCUACAGCCAGGCGGGUGCGCGGCGCUACGGAAGCUCGGGCUCGGGCACUGUCUCGAGGGCAUCGACGCGGUGCCCUGCUACGGAUACCACAUUCUUUUCCACGGCGACGAGGUCGUGUUCCCAUACCCUGCGACAGACGAGCGGGGAGAGGUCGUGCUGGCGGAGAAGAAGAAGGCCGGCGAGGAAUACAAGAAGCCGGAGGGAAGGGGGUUCCACCAUGGACGGUUUAUAAUGCAGCUGCGGAAGAGCUGUCUUGGCCACCCCAACAUCUCAGUGUUCGAGACAGACGUCCAGAACACCAUAAUUGGCGAGCACGGCCCCGAGGUCUUGGGCGUGGAGAGCAGGACGACAGACCCUACGACCGGCGAGAAGAAGGCCGACUGCUACUUUGGCAAGCUGACCAUCAUCGCCGACGGCUACGCCUCCAAGUUCCGCAAGCAGUACAUUGGCAAGACGCCUGAGGUCAAGUCCAAGUUCUACGCCCUCGAGCUGAUCGACUGCCCCGUCCAGCCCGCAGGCUACGGCCACGUCGUCAUCGGCAAGACCUUCCCCGUGCUCCUCUACGCCAUCGGCAGCCACGAGACGCGCGCGCUGAUUGACGUCCCCAUCGACCUGCCGGCCGCGUCGCCCGAGAACGGCGGCGUGCGGGGCUACAUCAACAACGUCGUGCUGCCGACCCUCGCCAAGGAGCUGCGCCCGUGCUUCGAGGCCGCGCUGGCAGACGGCAAGAUCCCUAAGAGCAUGCCCAACAGCUGGCUGCCGCCGUCGCAGCAGUCAUCGAACCCGGGCGUGCUGGUGCUGGGCGACGCGAUGAACAUGCGGCACCCGUUGACGGGCGGCGGCAUGACCGUAGCGUUCAACGACGUGGUGGUGCUGUCGGGGCUGUUGGAGGGGGUGCACGACCUGGCCGACAGCGAGGCGGUGCGCGGUGUGAUGAAGCAGUUCCACUGGCAGCGCAAGAACCUGUCGUCCAUCAUCAACGUGCUGGCGAUGGCGCUGUACAGCCUGUUCGCUGCCGACAGCCGGCAGUUGCGCGCCCUGCGCCUGGGCUGCUUCGCCUACUUCCAGAGGGGCAUGACUGAAGAGCCCACCGGCCUGCUCGGCGGCCUUAUCCACCGCCCCUGGGUCCUCAUCAGCCACUUCUUCACCGUCGCCUUCCUCGCUAUUUGGCUCAACGCCCGCGAUGUCAUGGGCGGCGGCCCGCUUGGCUUCCUCAUGUUCCCCAUCGCCAUGCUCGACGCCGUGCUGAUCCUCUGGAAGGCUUGCGUGGUCUUCCUACCUAUCAUGUACCGGGAGGCGCUUUAG